UCGGUGCUAGCUCCGGGGCUGCCGCUAACGGCCACAGCAGACCGAGCCGCCGCCGCCGCUCCUGUCGGUAUGAGACCCGGUGACCGCACCAUGAGCUCCCUCGUCCAGAGAAUAGCCCGGCAGGCUUUGGUCACGUUCCGGAGCCCGGAGCCCGGGAAGUCUUUCGUGGAGAACCACGGCAAACUGAAGAGCCUGAUGACGGAAGUGCGCGCGGCGGACCUGAAGCUGGUCCCGCGCAGAGCAGACGACAGCCCGGCCGGCAGCCCCCCCCCGCACCGGCACCGCGGCGCCCCCCCGGUCACCUACAUGCACAUCUGCGAGACGGACCACUUCAGCAUGGGGGUGUUCCUGCUGAAGAGCGGAGCCUCCAUCCCGCUGCACGACCACCCGGGCAUGCACGGGGUCCUCAAAGUCCUGUACGGAACCGUCCGGAUCAGCUGCUUCGACCGCCCGGACCCUCCGCCCGCCGCGCCGCCCUCGGCCCACCCCGGCGCGCUGCGGCGGUCGGUGCUCCGCUCCACCGGGGAGUACACGGAGGACAGCGGCCCCUGCGUCCUGUCCCCGGACCGGGACAACCUGCACCAGAUCGACGCCGUGGACGGACCCACGGCGUUCAUGGACAUCCUGGCCCCCCCGUACGACCCGGACGACGGCAGGGACUGUCACUACUACCGGGUUCUGACGGAGGCGGAGGCCGAACCGGACCGCACGGAGCGCACGGACCAGGAGGUCUGGCUCAUGGAGAUCUCACAGCCUGCAGAGUUCUGGUGCGGAGGGGAGCCGUACCCGGGCCCGGAGGUCUGCCUCUGACCCGGGCCCGGAGGUCUGCCUCUGACCCGGGGCACGGACCGCAGGUCCACCUGGGGCCGGGCUGGUUUACGCAUGCGCUCAAAGCUGAUGUGUUGGACCGCUGUUGGACCAACUGGGCCAGAGGUUCGGUCUGCUGAACUAAUAACCCGUUUAUGAGUCCAGAGGCAGAACCCAGGUCCAGCUCUGCUGGUAUUUGGACUCAGUUCUGUGUUUGGAGUCUACUGUAGUGUUCCACCUCAUCCUCCACUGAAGUGACCCGGUCCUACCUGCUGGUCAUACCGGCUGGUUCUACCUGCUGGUCCUACCUGCUGGUUCUACCUGCUGGUCCCACCUGCUGGUCCUACCUACUGGUCCCACCUGCUGGACCUGCCUGCUGGUCCUACCUGCUGGUUCCACCUGCUGGUUCUACCUGCUGGUUCUACCUGCUGGUCCUACCUGCUGGUUCUACCUGCCGGUCCUACCUGCCGGUUCUACCUGCUGGUCCUACCUGCUGGUUCCACCUGCUGGUUCUACCUGCUGGUUCUACCUGCUGGUCCUACCUGCUGGUUCUACCUGCCGGUCCUACCUGCCGGUUCUACCUGCCGGUCCUACCUGCUGGUUCCACCUGCCGGUCCUACCUGCUGGUUCUACCUGCUGGUUCCACCUGCUGGUCCUACCUGCUGGUUCUGGAGGCUGGGCUGUGCCCUGCAGAUCUGUGUGUUUGUUCCACAGGUGAAACAGAACAACUCCAGCUCCCGUUUCACUGUCAGCACUCUCUGCCGCCUCCAGGCGUCCACCAGUGUCUGUUUGGAUCAUGAUCCUCUUAGGUUUCUACAGGAGGUCAUUGUCAACAAUGACGGAAAUGGAGUCGUUUUUCUCACUAAAAGCGAACGUCGUGCAAAUUUAGGAUUGACUUUCCUCAAAAGUCCUUAGAUAUUUCAACUGUUCUGGAUUAACAAUCAAUUUUGUAUUUGAGUUGCGCCUUAAUCCUUAAACUGGACUUGAUCUGUGGUCUGUUUGUGAUCAAUCGUCUGAAUUCCCUAAAACACUUCUCUAAUUUAGUUUCUAUAAAAUUCUGAAGUGACAAAGAAAAUAUGAUUGAACUUUGACAUGUUUUCUGAUUGACAGCUGACACAGGGUCAAAGGGCGUGGCUCCACGUCAGAGGCCUGUGUUCUGUUGAGGUUCCGUACAGAACCAAAGUAGGUCCAGAGAUUUCAUUCACAGAGUUCUUUAACUGAAAAACUCAUAAGUCUAAGAAUGUCUGCUGUGGAAAAGCUCUGCUGGCAUUAGUGUCAUUACUGUGGUUUUGCUCUUUUACAUUUCACUACAUAUUUUAGAAUUUCCCAAACCACGUUGUUGUGUUGGGUUUACAGGGCUGAAGCUAAAGUAGAGACUGAAACAAGAAAUGGACUCUAAAUAAGAUAAAUAUUAUGUUUCAUGGCAGAUCAUGAAAAGAGAUGCAGUGCAGGGUGCUCAUGCUGCGUUCGAGAGACGUCAGGAAUUUGUUGCCAAAGCAGAACAUAAAGGUUCAGUAAUAAAUGAAAACUGUGGUUUAAGUGGGAAUAGAACCGUCUAACAGAUGAGCUGUACAUACGGUCAGUGACUGCAUGGGCUGUCAGCCCUAACCCUCAGCUUCAUUACAAGACAUUUGAACUGUU
Molecule: messenger RNA, 2448 nt
Organism: Sphaeramia orbicularis (orbiculate cardinalfish)
Lineage: Eukaryota; Metazoa; Chordata; Actinopteri; Kurtiformes; Apogonidae
Product: 2-aminoethanethiol dioxygenase-like
Cellular component (GO): mitochondrion
Molecular function (GO): oxidoreductase activity, acting on single donors with incorporation of molecular oxygen, incorporation of two atoms of oxygen
Source: RefSeq, a predicted model, not a curated record